Messenger RNA from Strongylus vulgaris, 147 nucleotides. The record is from the annotation of a GenBank genome assembly. Lineage: Eukaryota; Metazoa; Nematoda; Chromadorea; Rhabditida; Strongylidae.
GCGAUGUCAUUUGGUCGUAAAAAUGGGCCAAAACUUGGUCCGUUUACGGUCCAGGAGCCGUGGCUGUCUUCAUGGUCUGGACUGUGGCGCGUACUUCAGCAGGUGGAAUCUGUGGUGGUGUUUCUUCUUGAGGAUAGCGGGGUUUAA